AUGACCGCCGUGGUUCUCACCGUAAUGAGCCUCCGGGCAAUGAAAAUGGUCCAAUUCACGGCGGUGAAUUGGCAGCGUGCCUGGUCUUUGGCACCGGUGACAAUCCUGUAUGUCAGCAAUGUGGCAUUUGCCCUGAUGGGCCUCCAGAACUUGAACAUUCCUAUGUACAACACGCUCAAGCGGCUCACACCUGUCAUUGUACUUGUAGCUCGGGCUGUGCAAACUAAGAAGGCACCGCCACGGGACAUCACUGCCUCUGUCUGUCUGGUUGUCGCUGGGUGUGUUGUGGCCGGCAUUGGGGACUUCAGUUUCGACCUGAAAGGGUACAUCUUUGCCCUGUUGAGCUGCGCUUUGCAAGCAACGUACCUCAUUCUUGUGGAGCAGUCAGGAGCUGAGAAAGGAGUGGGCACUACAGAAUUGCUUUACUACAAUGCCUUACUGUCCUUGCCCUUCCUUGUACUGGCAACCAGGAAAUUGCUCAUAAUUCUAUGGUCUGCCAUGCAGGUGAUCUUGAUAAGCGGGGAGGCUGUUCAGAUCGGCCCUGCAUUGGGUCGAGCAGAGACUCAGUUGGGCGGCAUUGCUUUGGUUGCAUUGUUCCUAGUCUUUAGUCUUUUUGGCAUGCUGCUAAAUUGGAGCAUGUUCCUUUGCACAAUGAGCAACUCUGCAUUGACAACCACUAUCGUUGGAGUACUGAAGGGAGCAGUGGCCACGGUCUUGGGAUUCUUCCUGCUUGGCGGUGUGGAGUUCCACACCUUGAAUGUGAUGGGGAUUGUCAUCAACACAUUCGGUGGUACAUGGUAUACUAUCAUUAAGUAUCAGCAGAGGCAGCAACGUCUCGCAAUGGCCCGAGGAGAUUUGACAUCGUCUACGUGA
Messenger RNA from Coccomyxa subellipsoidea C-169, 873 nucleotides. RefSeq lists its product as hypothetical. The record is from RefSeq and is a predicted model, not a curated record. Gene Ontology annotation, molecular function: antiporter activity. NCBI's taxonomy places the organism in Eukaryota, Viridiplantae, Chlorophyta, Trebouxiophyceae, Coccomyxaceae. Bases 1 to 873 code for a protein of 290 amino acids. The transcript has 7 exons. Gene Ontology annotation, cellular component: Golgi apparatus.